UCAUAUAUCACGCUCCUUGACGUUCUGAAGGUUGAUUCUUAUCAAUGAAGCGUUCAUAGUAACCCCUUAUUGUAUGCAGACAAACUGCUAUAAGCAUUCAUUAAAGAUAAUAUUAUAGCGUCGUACUGUGUUAUAAGCAAUCAUAUUGAACGACUUCAUAUAAAUCAUGUGUACUAACGUAGUUAUUUAAGAGUCUAGACUGUAGUAAGGAUAAAAUACAUUUUUUUCUACAAGAAUGAAAAUUACGGAAAGUGUCGGCGAACAGGGUGAAAACAAUGAAGAGAAGCCACUAUUUAUAGAUUUUUCACAGCUACACGAUCAGCGCCACCAAUACAUCGAUACAUUAAUCAUGGCGUCUGAGGUGGAGAUGGAAUCAAUGAAAUCUCGACCAUCGUCCACACCUCGAAUACCGACCUUAUCUGGUCGAGCAAAACUAGUGAGGACUCCAGGUAAGACACCUGACGCAAGAACGAUCUCAGAGGAACUAGAAACAGGCGUAACAGAACAUGUGGUGGAUCCGGUCCUCAUCACGGAGAUCAGUGGUAAAUCUUUUCUGGAAGAUUCGGAGAACAGCGACGAGGAACAGUUCUAUCAGCAUGAACUGGGAGUGGGUGAAAUGGAGAUCGAGGCUAUGUCCACACCGGAACCGGUUUGUGCAGAACCGAUGACUGAGAGUAGACUAGACGAAUACUGGGAUACUGAUUUAGAGGAAGAAGAGGAAGAGGAACCUGUUGAAGAAGAUCGCACAGUCAGCCAUUACAAGCAAGUGUGUCAAAAUCUAGGCGUGGUACCUAUAUCGUAUUUUAUACGACAUAUACAUGACCGGGAUAUUAAAAUGAGAUUUCAUGGAUUAGGACCAUCAGCUACUAAAGCAAUAUCUUUAAUAUUAAAGGACGAUGUUCAUCUAGAACGACUGAAUCUUCAGGGUAACUGGAUGCAGACGGAAGGGGGUGUGGCAAUAGCAAGGAUGUUGGAAGAAAACGAUUACCUAACAGAAGUGGUACUAGGUGAUAAUAAAUUAGGUAAUGAAGGUGGUAUACAGAUGUGUAAGAUGUUAGAUAUAAACGCUGGUUUACGUAUAUUAGAUUUAUCAGGAAAUGAUUUUGAUGAUAAUUGUGCUGAACAUUUUGCUACAGCUAUUGAGGAAUCCAAAUAUAUAAAGAAAUUAGAUUUAAGUAGAAAUCGGUUCGGGGAAGCUGGAGGUGAAUGGCUUGGACCUGCUAUUGGUGCUAACGACAGAUUAGAUACAUUAGAUUUAAGCUGGAAUCACCUGCGGAAAGGUGGCGCUUGUGCUGUAGCUAAAGGCCUAAAAGAAAAUGUCGGAUUAAAAGUUUGUCGCUUAGCGUGGAAUGGUUUCGGACCGGAAGGUGGUGUUGCUAUGGCUGAAGCAUUAGUUGCUAACCAAUCACUGAUAGAGCUAGAUCUAACUGGUAACAGAUUAAACCACUUCUCAGCAGAAAAAAUAGCAAAAUCUUUUAAAAUCAACGACACGUUACGGAUAUUACGAAUGGGUAAUAAUCUGAUUACAACUGGUGGUGCUAUAGCUCUGGUUAAUGCGGUUAAUAAUUAUGAAGCUUGUGAGUUACAGUUAUUAGAUCUAACAGACGUUCCAGUAGAAUAUGAAUUUUUACGAAUCGUAGAAGAGAUAAAGUCCAAGAAACCUGACUUUAGAGUUAUCCACGGUCCAGUGGCGCGCUCUGGCAACACGAAGAAAGAUUUACACAAACGAGGAAUUAAUCCGUACCGGAAGAAAGAACCGGUGGUGAUAUUAAAGGAACAUAUCAUGGUCAAUGAUAUCAGAUUGAUUGAUAUAUUAGCUAGAUAUGACCCGACCGGAAGUUAUUGUAUAACACCGGAAGAUUUUGUUACAGCAUUAGACGAGUUAGCAGUUCCCUAUGAUAAACCCCGAUUACGUGAAGCUAUACAGAAGAUAUCGACGGAUCAAUCAGGGCGGAUAUUGCUCGGGGAUGCGCUACAGAAUAAAGACCUGGAACAACUAAAGCGUGUGGUAACAUUCACUGAGAGUGAAACGGAAACGUGACGCCAUUUAAUUCGACUUAUAUUAUAUGUAUAUAUUGUUAAUGGUUAUCAAUGAGGGUAAUUCAUCGAUAAAUUGUUUCUAUAAUUUGA
Patella vulgata (common limpet) is the source of this 2130-nucleotide messenger RNA. Its product is annotated as leucine-rich repeat-containing protein 74B. The coding region runs from base 236 to 2041 and encodes 601 amino acids. The transcript is spliced from 12 exons. Lineage: Eukaryota; Metazoa; Mollusca; Gastropoda; Patellidae. Gene Ontology annotation, molecular function: protein binding. The record is from RefSeq and is a predicted model, not a curated record.